AUGGCAAUCAAGGAAGGUUACACAUUCACAGUUUUGGGCGCAGGUGUCAUGGGCUCAGCUGUGACAUCGGCCAUCAUCAAAGCCAACGUUAAGCCUUUCCCAGGUAAGAUAUACUUGUGCACCCAGGACUCAGCUUCUGUGGCCAGAUUGCGGGAAAACUACCCCCAAGAAUACAUCCAUGUUGUGGCGGACUUGGAGGAAAAGAAAAAGUGUGUUGCCGAAUCGGAUGUGGUACUUUUGGGCUGCAAGCCGUUCCACUAUAAAGGCUUGUACGAAGAGGUGAGCUCGUCUUUGAGCCACAAGCCAUUGGUGAUUUCUUUGUUGGCCGGUGUCACCAUCUCCCAAUUGACUAUUUUCUCGCCUUACAUUGCACGUGUCAUGACAAACACUCCUGCCCAGUUCGGAUGUGGAAUGGCCACUGUAGCGUUUUCGCCUGAAGCACAAGAAAAAUUCAAGGACGAGGUGCUUGCGCUUGCUAACACGGUUGGCAGCGCUGUGGAAAUUGCGGAGAAGAACAUGGAUGCGGCCACUGCAUUGGUGGGCUCGGGUCCUGCGUUUUGUUUGCUUAUGAUGGAAGCUUUGUAUGAUGGAGGAGUUAGAAUGGGACUUCCCCACGAUGUGGCGAAGCUUUCGGCCGCAAAAGUUAUGGAGGGCACGGCCAAGAUGGUUUUGGAAACCGGCGAACAUCCUGCUGUUUUGAAAAGUAAGGUGUGUACUCCCGGUGGAACUACAAUUGGGGGAUUGUUGAAGAUGGAGGAUGCUGGUGUCAGAGGCGCCAUUUCCAGGGCAGUUGAGGAGGCUGCAGUGAUCUCCGCUUCGUUUUCCAAAUAG
Clavispora lusitaniae ATCC 42720 is the source of this 831-nucleotide messenger RNA. It is a transcript of the gene PRO3, whose product is annotated as pyrroline-5-carboxylate reductase. NCBI's taxonomy places the organism in Eukaryota, Fungi, Ascomycota, Pichiomycetes, Serinales, Metschnikowiaceae. Gene Ontology annotation, biological process: L-proline biosynthetic process. Gene Ontology annotation, molecular function: pyrroline-5-carboxylate reductase activity. The record is from RefSeq and is a predicted model, not a curated record.